AUGCAAAUCGUUGACAUUUUAGCAUAUAUUGGAGACCACAAUGAUGAACGCGAGGCACCACAUCGCCGACGCUGUCUUGUGGAAGGCGAGGCUGUGCUGAAUGCUAAACAUCUGAUGCGUUGCGGCAUUGUGUCCCGCGACGACGCUGGCGUCAAAUUAUUCGCACUAAGCGUGCAGACAAGCCAGGUCAAAGCGAAACUUCAUACAAUCGACGUCAACCUUUCGGAAAAAAUAAAUGCAAAAUGCUCUUGUAAGGCAGGCCUUUCAGGUACCUGCAAGCAUGCUGUGGCUGCAUUGCUGUUCAUCAACAGGACUGGUAUCGAUAACUUAGAGGGGCUGUCCUCAACAGAUUCGACGCAGUGUUGGGGAAGGCAUCACACUGCUAAGCUCUACGAGCCCAGGAAGCUUUCCGAACUCUGCCAUGUGAAACUUCAGAAGCAACCUUCCCUUCUCAAUGAUCUGCUAGAGGAAGUACGUCUUGAACUAAUCAAUGCAGCACCCCAGUCGGCUUUGGCACGUCAUAGUAGGGGAAGAGCUACCAAAAAUUGUCAAACUGCACGAGUCAUCACUGACCACAAAAAUGAUUGA
This is a messenger RNA of Ixodes scapularis (black-legged tick), 588 nucleotides long. RefSeq lists its product as uncharacterized. The coding region runs from base 1 to 588 and encodes 195 amino acids. The transcript is spliced from 4 exons. NCBI's taxonomy places the organism in Eukaryota, Metazoa, Arthropoda, Arachnida, Ixodida, Ixodidae. Gene Ontology annotation, molecular function: zinc ion binding. The record is from RefSeq and is a predicted model, not a curated record.